AUGGGCGCCAGAUCCCUUGUCAGGCUUCUGGGACCCAGGUCCUGUGGGGCCUUGGCGCUAGCAGGCUUGGCUCCCCAGAAUCUGCUGCACUUUGGCUACUUUGCCCUUAGUGGCAGCCCUGUGGAUCUUUCUGACAUCUUUGCUUCGGAUAUGGUACUGGGCCUGGAAGUUGACUCCCUGGCAGUAGUCCUCCACGUUAGCCUCGUCCUCCUCCCAAACUUUGCAAAGUCGGCCCGCGUCCCCGCCGCGACUCGGCUCGGAGGCUCGCCUCGCAGCUGCAGCGGCCCCGCAAGGAGGAGGAGCCGCCGCUGCAGCAUCAAAGAGCCCGAAUUCCCGCGGCCUGGGGGGAGUCAUGCUCUGCGGUCUGUAAAGUCAGCAGAACAGGAGAAGGAUCCCAUUUCGCUGAAGAGAGUUCGCGGUGGAGACGGUGGGCUGGAUGGGUUAGGAGGUCCAGGCAUACAACUGGGAAGCCCAGAUAGGAAAAAACGCAAGACAAAUACACAGGGGCCUUCUUUUCCUUCCCUGUCUGAGGGUGCUCCACCGCCGAGUCCAAACUCGGACCAUCUAGUGGCUGCUAAUCCGUUUGAUGACAACUAUAAUACUAUUUCCUAUAAACCACUACCCUCGUCAAGUCCUUGUCUUGGCCCGGGCCCUCCUGGCUUUGGAGGCCAUAGCACCUUCAGGGAGCCGCCUCACAUUCCUCCAAGAAUGUCUUCCCCCCACUGCGGUCCUCACUCACUCAGGAAUCAGCCACACCCACUCCCCCAGAAUCCUUCGGGCAUGGGCUUUAAUCGACCUCAUGCUUUUAACUUUGGGCCACACGAUAAUUCAAGUUUUGGAAAUCCAUCUUAUAAUAAUGCACUAAGUCAGAAUGUUAACAUGCCUAAUCAACAUUUUAGACAAAAUCCUGCUGAAAACUUCAAUCAGAUCCCUCCACAGAAUGCUAGCCAAGUAACUAACCCUGACUUGGCGUCUAACUUUGUCCCUGGAAAUAAUUCAAAUUUUACUUCUCCAUUAGAACCUAAUCAUUCUUUUAUUCCUCCCCCAAACACUUCUAGUCAAGCAAAAGCACCACCCCAAAAACAAGGCUUUAGUCAAGGAGCAACCAAAUACACUCAUCAAAAUUCCUCUGCUCAUCCACCUCACUUAAAUAUGGAUGACACAGUGAAUCAGAGUAAUAUCGAAUUAAAUAAUGUCAAUCGAAACAAUGCAGUAAAUCAAGAAAAUAGCCGUUCAAGUAGCACUGAAGCUACAAACAACAGCCAUUCAAAUGGAACACAGAAUAAGCCACGACAACCUAGAGCUACAGCAGAUGCACGCGCCACUGAGAAAGGCAAUAAACCCUCUCUCCACCCAAGCCGUCGUGGCCGUUCUUCUUCUGACCCAGUGUAUCCUUGUGGAAUUUGUACAAAUGAAGUGAAUGAUGACCAGGAUGCCAUCUUAUGUGAAGCCUCUUGUCAGAAAUGGUUUCACCGGAUCUGCACUGGAAUGACUGAAGCAGCUUACGGCCUCCUGACUGCAGAGGCGUCAGCAGUGUGGGGCUGUGAUACUUGUGUGGCUGACGACGAUGUCCAGUUAAGGCGCACUAGAGAGACUUCUGGUCCACCUGCAGUGGGCAGUGGUGCGUCAUCACAGGCAUUAACUGUAGUGAGGUCUUUUCCUGCAUAUUACAAAAAUAAAUGA
Molecule: messenger RNA, 1683 nt
Organism: Manis pentadactyla (Chinese pangolin)
Lineage: Eukaryota; Metazoa; Chordata; Mammalia; Pholidota; Manidae
Product: pygopus homolog 1-like
Exons: 4
Coding region: 1-1683 (560 amino acids)
Source: RefSeq, a predicted model, not a curated record